Acanthosepion pharaonis is the source of this 750-nucleotide messenger RNA. NCBI's taxonomy places the organism in Eukaryota, Metazoa, Mollusca, Cephalopoda, Sepiida, Sepiidae. The record is from the annotation of a GenBank genome assembly.
AUGACUAUUUUUGUAACUUCCCACUGUGUUUACUUAUAUCUUUUUCCUUUUGCCUCUCUCUCUUUCUCUCUUUCUCUCUUAUUUUCUUUCAUUUAUUUUUUCAUUUUUUAUUCCUUCUUCUCUCUCUCUCUCUCUCUCUCUCUCUAUCUAUCUAUCUAUCUAUCUAUCUAUCUAUCUAUCUAUCUAUUUAUCUAUCUUAUUUUCCUUCGUUUAAUUUUCCAUUUUUUAUUCCUUCUUUUCUCUCUCCAUCUCUCUCUCUCUCUAUCUAUCUUAUUUAUCUUCACACUACAAUCCAUUCUUAAACUUUUAGAACUUUGUCUGCGUGUUUUUCUUAGGUCUUCUCUUUUCCAUAUCCUUCUCAUUAUUGUCUUUACCAUAUUCUGUCUUUUUCCUUUUCCAUCUCCUGUUUUUUCUGCCUAUUUUUGGUUCUUUCUUGCAUUCUCUUUCUUUUUCAUAUCUCCUUCAAUAUUUCCAGUCAAUGUCUCUAUGAUGUUCCUCUCUUUUUCCUCCCCCUUUCUAUCAUUACUCUUUAUCUUCUAUUCUCUUUUCUUUUUACGUCUCUUUCUUUAUUAUUUCACUCUAUUUUAUAAUCUAUCUCUCUAUCUCUCUAUCUAUCUAUCUAUCUCUACUUUAUUCCUUUCUCUUUCUCUUUUCUUUAAUUAUUCAUCUCUACGAUCGAUCAAACUGUUUCUAAUACUUUUAUUCAAACCAAAAUGGCCGCUAAGUUUGUUUAGGUUGCUUUUUCUAUAG